Molecule: messenger RNA, 783 nt
Organism: Brassicogethes aeneus
Lineage: Eukaryota; Metazoa; Arthropoda; Insecta; Coleoptera; Nitidulidae
Source: the annotation of a GenBank genome assembly
AGAUAAACUUGAUUUUCAAGCAAGGCUAAUGAAGAAGAAUCUGGUUACCUGUAUUUUCUGAAUAUAAAAGACGGAAUUUAUUAAAUAUUGGUAUUAUCAUAUCGAUAUUUAGUGAUAACACACCUUCAAGAUGAUGAAAUUGGUAUUCCUUUCCGCUUUCGUAGCCUUCGCUGCCGCCGACGUAGCCCAUUUGUUCCACAACCAACAACCCCAACUCGUAGCCGCACCUCUGCGUCGCGUAGCCCUCCCAGUGCAACCCCAAUUGAUCGCCACCCGCGCCCAUGUAGCCCAUGUAGCCCAUGUAGCCCAUGUAGCCCCAGUGGUCGUCAAACACACUCCUGUCAACACCCACGACGAACUUCACGCCGAAAUCGUGAGCUUGAAGAGCGACAUCACCCCAGAAGGCAGCUACGACUGGGCUUACCAAACCUCCAACGGAAUCGCGGCCCAAGAAACCGCCCAAAUCAAGGCUUUGGGAGCUGAACAAGUCGCCAAAUCCGCCCAAGGUUCCUUCUCCUGGACUUCCCCCGAAGGUGUACCAGUCGCUCUCCAAUACGUAGCUGACGAGAACGGUUACCAACCAGCCGGAGAAUUGCUCCCAGUCGGUCCACCAAUCCCAGCUGCCAUCCUUAGGUCUUUGGAAUGGAUCGCCGCUCACCCACAACAAGAAAAAUCCUUCGAGAAGGUUCAAUACGUCAAGAACUUCUAGGAAGUUAAUUUUUAGACCUAUGAAUGCUGUGAAUAUUGUUUUGUGUAAAUAAAUUUUUGUACAUUUUGAAUUUG